AUGCAUCAACAAGAAGGGAUUCUUACCGAAGUACAGUUGCCUCCCAAGCUGUGGAUCUAUAGAGUGUUUGCUCCUUGCCACUCUGUCAUUAGCCCCACCCCGUACAAAGAUAACUGCAUGUAUGACAGCUGUAACUGUGACCAAAGUGAGGUCUGCAUGUGUGCUGCAAUCUCCUCAUACGUCUAUGCCUGUUCAGCGGCAGGAAUCCACCUGACUGGCUGGAGGUCGACCAUCUGUGGCAAAUUCAGUGAAUCUUGUCCAGCAGGAACAGUGUAUGCCUAUAAUAUGACCAGCUGCAUGCGUAUGUGCCGCUCCCUGAGCCAGACUGAUUACUCCUGCCAGGUCAGCGUCCCCACAGUGGACGGCUGUGGCUGUAAUGAGGGAACCUACUUGAAUGAGGAGAGGAAGUGUGUGACCAGGUCACACUGUCCCUGUUAUGAUAAAGAUUCCAUUAUUCCUGCUAAACAGACUAUCACCAUAGAGAACCCAUGA
Molecule: messenger RNA, 492 nt
Organism: Hippoglossus stenolepis (Pacific halibut)
Lineage: Eukaryota; Metazoa; Chordata; Actinopteri; Pleuronectiformes; Pleuronectidae
Product: mucin-2-like
Exons: 4
Coding region: 1-492 (163 amino acids)
Cellular component (GO): extracellular matrix
Source: RefSeq, a predicted model, not a curated record